UAUAUCACUGGACGCCAAAUCCGAAACAAGAAAACCCGCGUCCCUCCUCUCCUAUUUGUGAUUCGGCAUCUCGUUUCUCAUCGGGUCGGACCCGGAUAAUUCGGAUUCAUUAUUGCUGUCAUGGGAGGUGAGGUCGGGUUCGAGAUCCACCAGAACGCCUACAUAAAGCUGGUCCUCCACGCGCUAAAGCACCGGACCUCCGCCGUCAAUGCCGUCCUCCUCGGCCGCUCCGCGGGGGCCGGCUCUGCCGUUGAGAUCGUCGAGUCCGUACCGCUCUGUCACUCCCAGAUCGGCCUCCUUCCUCCCCUCGAAAUUGCUCUCAUUAUGAUAGAGGAGUACUAUGGAGAGAAAGGCUUGAGCCUCGUGGGCUAUUUUCAUGCUAAUGAGAGGUGUGAUGAUUUUGAGCUAGCGAGUGUGGCUAAGAAUAUUGGGGAUCACAUAACUCGGUAUUUUCCUCAGGCUGCCUUGCUUUUGUUGGAUAAUAAAAAGCUCGAGUCUUUACCCAAGGGGAAAGACAGAAGCCCAGUGAUGCAGCUUUAUAUCAAGGAUGCAUCUAGUAGUUGGAAGCUAGUUGGAUCAGACGGAAGUAACCAGCUUGCUAUCAAGGAGCCUUCAGCAAAUAUAGUGCUUUUGGAUUGCAUCUCAUCUAAGAAGUGGCAGGAGAUCAUUGAUUUCGAUGAUCACCUGGAUGACAUCAGCAAGGACUGGCUGAACUCGGAACUUUUUAAAUGAGCUUUAAAGCUUAUGUGCUAAAUGUAACAAAUGCUGCUUGAUUCUAACACUUUACCCAAUUACUGCUGAAGAUCUUGAAGACUUUUUAAUCAUGUUUUGACAGUCAAAAACUUUGAGACUCACCAUGUCCGAAUACUGUUGGUUCCUCUUCAUUUUUUCAUUUUCUGUUCUCAUUUCGUUAGCUCUGGGAUUCCCUGGGGUGUUCAUCAUAAAUUCAUAUAGAUUGUUGUAGCAAUGAUGUCCAAAAUCAUUGAUUAUAAGGAGGAUUCCAUCCACCGGCAUGGUUGGAUUAAGUGCCUCUGAUGACAGCUUAAUAUCACAAGUUCUGUCGGUGUUUCUGGCGACAGGCUGCUCGACACCACAAGUGAACCAGUAUCGCAAAGCUUGACCUGAAUUUUGUUGCUUGUACAGUGAGAAAUCAGAGUCACAGUUGGGCUUUCAAGCUCCACUUGUGGAUUUGACUAGGGAUAGUGGUUAAAUGUAAUUUACUCUUAUCUGAAAUUUGAAACGUUUAAAGAAAGCCAGGGGCAAAUUUAUUACUGAAA
Molecule: messenger RNA, 1277 nt
Organism: Sesamum indicum (sesame)
Lineage: Eukaryota; Viridiplantae; Streptophyta; Magnoliopsida; Lamiales; Pedaliaceae
Product: ER membrane protein complex subunit 8/9 homolog
Cellular component (GO): EMC complex
Source: RefSeq, a predicted model, not a curated record